GGGAUUGGGAGAUGACAAUGAAUACCCCUGUCCUGGUAUUGUGGCGACACCUGUUGAUGAGAGCGAGAGAAGCAUCUCACGUAGACGAAGGAAAGAGAGGAAGGAGCAACGACUUAUUGAUAACAGUUUUGAUAGGGUACCUAAGGAUGACGGACCGGAUUACGCCUACUGCAAAGUCGAAAGGAAUCGCCAGAAGAGGAAUCACUGUAUGCAUGGACAUGACUGUGCUGGAUGUAAGGAUUAUUACGAUUAUCUACCUGAGGAAGAGCGACAGAAACGAAUGCAAGAAUCGUCCCGCCAUCGAGCUUAUUACGUCCCUCCAGACACACCGCCAAAUUUCUGGUGUCUGAACAUCCCAUCGACACAGAGUCUUAGCAUGAACAUGAAAGGUCACCUCGAUGAAUCCUUUUCUGCUGGACCGGCCAGCAUCAAAUCACCCGAACCGAAACCAGCCAAAGCCAAGGGAAAGGAGAAGUUCCGUCGCAAAAACAAAUUGACGAUUCUACCUCCGAAAUUCGAUGAUAAAAGCUGAACAGACUCGGCAAAUGCUUCUUUUACGAUGACAUGUACACCUAGUGGUAGCCAGCUGUGUUACCACUAGGCCUUGCGUCCCCUUCAUCGAAGCCGCACCCGCAAAAAUAUUGCAGUACUUCAGGCCAUUACUCAUCACUAAUUGAAAUGAUAACGUCACAUGAUGCA
Lineus longissimus is the source of this 699-nucleotide messenger RNA. Its product is annotated as DNA endonuclease RBBP8-like. The record is from RefSeq and is a predicted model, not a curated record. Gene Ontology annotation, biological process: DNA repair; DNA double-strand break processing involved in repair via single-strand annealing. The transcript is spliced from 4 exons. Bases 209 to 532 code for a protein of 107 amino acids. NCBI's taxonomy places the organism in Eukaryota, Metazoa, Nemertea, Pilidiophora, Heteronemertea, Lineidae. Gene Ontology annotation, molecular function: damaged DNA binding.